CUGACUUCUGACGGCUGGAGCUUUUGCAGAGCCCGCUUGAGACGCACGCGACCCGGGCCUUGCCCACUCAGGACUCGGAGCCGUCGGUGCCCCCCGCGAUUGCCCGUGGAAGGGGGGCGGAUCGCAGAGGUAGCCAUGAGGUGGCGCGCGUUGGCCCCGGGCCCGCCUGCGAGGUUGGCGCGGGAGACCGGGGCGCGUGGGCGUCCGCACCAGCCAGAAGAAUUUACUACAUGUCCUCACAGUUUUAAGAAAAAGGACUUUAAAAAGCCCAGAGUCUGUGGAGUGUGCAGACAGACCAUUGCUGGUCAAGGGAUCGCUUGCCGAGCCUGCAAGUAUUCCUGCCACAAGAAAUGUGAAGCCCAGGUGGCGGUUCCCUGCUCUGUGCAAGUCCACCCGGGCCAGGCUCCCGAGAGUUCCACCCCACCUGCUGCACUCCGCUGUGACAAGCCUUCAAGGCCCCUGGUCCUGAGUCCAGCCAUGGAGGACAGCCAUGAACUGGACCUUACCUAUGUCACAGAGCGCAUCAUCGCAGUGUCCUUCCCUGCCAGUUGCUCAGAGGAGUCUUACUUACACAGCCUGCAGGAAGUCACACGCAUGCUCAAGUCUAAGCAUGGAGACAACUACCUGGUAUUAAAUCUUUCAGAGAAGAGAUAUGACCUUACGAAGCUCAAUCCAAAGAUAAUGGAUGUGGGCUGGCCUGAACUGCAUGCACCACCUCUUGACAAGAUGUGCACCAUUUGUAAAGCUCAGGAGUCCUGGCUGAACAGCGACCCCCAGCAUGUGGUCGUCAUCCACUGCAGGGGCGGUAAAGGACGCAUCGGAGUGGUCAUAUCAUCCUACAUGCACUUCACCAAUGUCUCAGCCAGCGCUGACCAGGCCCUGGACAGGUUUGCCAUGAAGAAGUUUUACGAUGACAAAGUUUCGGCUUUAAUGGAGCCCUCCCAGAAGAGGUAUGUGCAGUUUCUCAGUGGGCUACUGUCCGGGGCGAUGAAGAUGAACGCCUCACCCUUGUUCCUGCACUUCGUCAUCCUACAUGGCGCUCCCAGCUUUGACACUGGAGGAGCCUGCCGGCCCUUUCUGAAACUUUACCAAGCCAUGCAGCCCGUGUACACGUCGGGGAUCUACAACGUUGGCCCUGAAAACCCCAGCAGGAUCCGCAUUGCUAUAGAGCCGGCCCAGCUGCUAAAGGGUGACAUCAUGGUGAAGUGCUAUCAUAAGAAGUUCCGCUCGGCCACCCGCGAUGUCAUUUUCCGCCUGCAGUUUCACACUGGAGCUGUGCAGGGCUAUGGACUGCUCUUUGGGAAGGAGGAGCUGGACAGUGCCUGUAAAGAUGACCGCUUUCCUGACUACGGCAAGAUUGAAUUGGUCUUUUCAGCCACACCUGAGAAGAUUCAAGGAUCCGAGCAUCUCUACAGUGACCAGGGGGUGAUUGUGGACUACAACACAGCAGACCCUCUGAUUCGGUGGGACUCCUAUGAGAACAUGAGUGCCGAUGGCGAAGUGCUGCACACACAGGGCCCAGUUGAUGGAAGCCUGUAUGCCAAGGUGAGGAAGAAGAGCGCCUCGGAUUCUGGCAUUCCUGGAAGCCCUCAGGGCAUGCCAGCAACCAGCAGUCCAGACCACGGUGAUCACACCCUGUCAGUCAGCAGUGACUCCGGCCACUCUACUGCCUCUGCCAGGACCGAUAAGACAGAAGAACGCCCAACCCCGGGUGCACAGAGGGGCCUGAGCCCUCAGGAGAAGGCUGAGUUGGACCAGCUACUCAGCGGGUUUGGCCUGGAAGAAUCUUCGAGCUCCCACAAAGACAUGACUGACGUGCACAGCAAGUAUAGCGGGACGCGCCACGUGGUGCCAGCCCAGGUCCACGUGAACGGAGGCACGGCCCUGAAGGACCGGGAGACGGACAUUCUGGAUGACGAGAUGCCCCACCAUGAUCUGCACAGCGUGGACAGCCUGGGCACUCUCUCCUCCUCCGAAGGGCCCCAGUCAGCCCACCUGGGCCCCUUCACCUGCCUCAAGAGCAGCCAGAACUCCCUCCUGUCUGACGGCUUUGGCAAUGGUGUUGGUGAGGAUCACCAUGGUGCCCUUUCUCCAGACCUAGGUCUUGGUGUGGACUCUCUCUAUGAGCGGGAGCGGAUGUGUGGGGGCCGAGAGUCAAAGCAGCUGCAGCCCCUGCUGAGAAAGCCUUCUGCACCCACUCCACCACAGGCCUAUGGGCAAAGCAACUAUUCCACCCAGACCUGGGUGCGCCAGCAGCAGAUGGUGGCUGCUCAUCAGUACAGCUUUGCCCCAGACGGGGAGGCCAGGCUGGGCAACCACAGUACAGUGGACGACAGUGCUAGCCUUGCCCAGCCCCAGCCCCACCUCCCGGUCACUCCAACUCGUGGAGCCAGCAGCAGAGUGGCCGUUCAGAGAGGCAUCAGCAACGGACCAAAUCCCCCCGACACACAGCCACUCUGUCCUGGUAAAGCGCUCCAGCCAAGAUUUCCAGAGGACAGAGGCAUGAACGGAGUCCAUCAGGAGCUGAACGCUAGUCAUUCCCCAGGCUCUCCGACUCUGGAUAUCGACCAGUCCAUUGAGCAACUUAACAGGCUGAUCUUGGAGCUGGAUCCCACCUUUGAGCCCAUCCCCACACACUUGAAUGCCCUCGGCAUCUCAGCCAAUGGCUCUGUCUGUGCUGAUGGUGUGGCAAGUGGGCUCCGGUGUGGUGGCAGGCUGAACCCGGUGGAAGGCCCUGGCCGGAGUCCUGGCCAGCAAGGUGAUGAGUCCACCGGGGGACGGCUCCGGAAGCUGAGUCUCGGGCAGUAUGACAAUGAUGCUGUGACCCAGGUGUCCUUCUCUAAGUGUGGAUGGGGAAAGGCUGGUGUGGACCCAGCCCCAAGUCUGGGACCAUUUUCCUCUCCUGCAGACAUCAAAGAGACGAUGAUCACUGCCUAUCCCCCUGGCCUCGAUAUGAUCGACGGCAGGAUUUCCAACAGCAAGGAUUCUGUGUGUCUGACCCCAGCAUUCCCUGUGUCUCCAGAAACACCGUAUGUGAAAACAUCCACACGCUAUCCUCCCUUUAGCCCGCCUGAGCCCCAGCUGAGCAGCCCAGCCAGUUUGCGCAAAGGAGGACGUGAACCACGAGGCUGCCCAGAGAUUAUCAGCCACACCGUGGGGAUGUCAGAGAGCCCCAUCGGACCCAAACCCACCAUGCUCCGGGCGGAUAUGCCCGCCACACCCAACUUCCAGCAAAUGUUCGCGUCCUCCUGUACAGUGUCCAGUAAUGGACCUGGCCAGAGGAGAGAGAGCCCGUCUUCUGCAGAACGCCAGUGGGUAGAGAGCAGCCCCAAGUCCACCCUAACCCUAUUGGGGAACAGCCACCCUUCUGAAAGUUCUCUCAGCACCCAUGAAUUCUGCAGCGCUGGCAAGGACUCGCCAGGGCUGCCCUGCUUCCAGUCCUCAGAGCUCCAGGCCUCUUUCCACAGCCAUGAGCUGUCCAUGGCAGAGCCUCAGGAUGCUCUGCCCCCUGCAGGCAGCCAGGCCUUCUUAGGCUUCAGCACUGCCCAGGUAGCAAGUGGCCUUCCACCCAGCGAGGACCCUGGUGCCCUGCUGGUCAAUUCCCACGGCACAUCUCCAGUUCCUGGAACCUCUCUGCCAACGGCAGGCACUCCUGACAACGGCUUCCUGUCCCACAACUUUCUCACGGUGUCACCUGGACUCAGCAGCCAUCAUAGUCCAGGCCUGCAGAACCAGGGGGUAAGCCUGCCUGGGCAGCCACCCCUUCCCGAGAAGAAGAGAGCCUCAGAGGGUGACCGUUCCUUGGGCUCAGUCUCCCCUUCCUCCAGUGGCUUCUCCAGCCCCCACAGUGGGAGCACGAUGAGCAUCCCCUUCCCGAAUGUCCUUCCAGACUUCUGCAAGCCUUCAGAAGUGGCCUCACCUUUGCCAGAUAGCCCAAAUGAUAAACUCGUGAUUGUGAAGUUUGUCCAGGACACUUCCAAGUUCUGGUACAAGGCAGAUAUCUCCAGAGAACAAGCCAUCGCCAUGUUGAAGGACAAAGCUCCUGGGUCAUUCAUCGUGAGGGACAGUCACUCCUUCCGAGGGGCCUACGGCCUGGCCAUGAAGGUGGCCACACCCCCUCCUUCUGUCUUGCACCUGAACAAGAAAGCCGGAGAUUUGUCCAAUGAACUUGUCCGGCAUUUCUUGAUUGAGUGUACUCCAAAGGGCGUGCGGUUGAAAGGGUGCUCCAACGAACCUUAUUUUGGGAGCCUGACAGCUUUGGUGUGCCAGCAUUCCAUUACGCCCUUGGCUUUGCCCUGCAAGCUGCUCAUUCCAGAGAGAGAUCCCAUGGAGGAAAUAGCAGAAAACUCUCCCCAGACAGCGGCCAACUCAGCAGCUGAAUUGCUGAAGCAGGGGGCAGCCUGCAAUGUUUGGUACUUGAACUCCGUGGAAAUGGAGUCCCUCACUGGUCACCAGGCGGUCCAGAAAGCCCUGAGUAUGACCCUGGUUCAAGAGCCUCCGCCAGUGUCCACAGUGGUACACUUCAAGGUGUCAGCCCAGGGCAUCACCCUGACUGACAACCAGAGAAAGCUCUUCUUCAGGAGGCAUUACCCCGUGAGCAGUGUCAUUUUCUGUGCCUUGGACCCACAGGACAGAAAGUGGAUCAAAGAUGGCCCGUCCUCUAAAGUCUUUGGAUUUGUGGCCAGGAAGCAGGGCAGUGCUACAGACAACGUAUGCCACCUGUUCGCAGAGCAUGACCCCGAGCAGCCUGCCAGUGCCAUUGUCAACUUUGUGUCAAAGGUCAUGAUUGGCUCCCCUAAGAAGAUCUAAGUCCCUCAUAGCCAAGCCCGCCAGAUGCCUCAUGAGGCCCUCGAAAUGGCAGUGGGGUUAGGCGGGGCCCCCAAUUGUACCAGACUGAAAAUUCUCACAUUCCAGACCCAAGAGGGGAGAAUAUGGCAGCUCUUCAAACCAGGAACAAACAACAUCACUACAGAUUGGCCUUUCCUGAGAGUAACUUCUCAUCUGACACACCCAUAUAGUCGGGCGCAUUUUGAAUGGAAGGAUCUUGGGCCAGGAAAUGGUUCCCCAGUGUCCCACGGGCAAGGGCUAUACAAGGAGAGAAUACAGAAGACAAGGUGGCCUCGAGUCCCUGGCUCACUGGCAUCUGUGUGGAUGAGGAGCACCCAGCCUGCGUGGCAGGGGCUGAGUAACCAUGCUGCCCACUUCUCGGCAGAUGUGCUCUGUCCAGCGACUCCCUCAUCUUGUCUUUCUGCAGCAGACGAUGAUGAAGCUGAGGAGGGCAUGCAUGGUUGGGGAAGGUGCGUGCAGGUUGGACCGUGGUGGGAAUCUAAGUUAGGAACAGUGGAAAGGCUGUGAAUUGAGAGCAGCGGCAGCCUCUGGUGUCGGGGAGGAGCAUGCAAUGCCAGAGACACUCCGUGAUCCUGCUCGCAGGUGGCCAGCCGGGCUGUGGAGAGCCUAGAGGACCUUGAGAGGAAAGCGAGAAGCCGGAAUCAAAACCGCCAUUGUGUGUAAUUUAUAUUUUACUCAUGCCAAAUUAUUUAUAACCACUUGCCAUUGCCGUACGGUACCCAUGUCAAAUGCUGCAGCCGACUAAGCUGUGAUUGCUAGAAGGCUUGUCCCCUUGUAGACACACCAGAGACGACUGUCUCUUCCCCAAGGAGCGGCUGAGUAGUGGUCCCAGGGCGACACCGCCCGGUUCUUCUUCCGCAGAACUGCCCAACAGUUUUGCCUCAAGCAGCCCACCCUCUGUUUGCACAGCGCUAUGUCUUGCCCAGAUGUGGAUGAUUUCUUUCCUGAAGGGAAUGUCGAGGAGGAAUGGGACACGAAGACACCAGGGUCAUUCUCCGUCUCCUCCGCAAGACUGGCCGGGCCGUCUCCAGGCCUGCGUGAUCUAAAGCGCGUAUGUGGCAUUUCUAAGCUGUUACCGUGAUUCUCCUCGUGGCUCCUGCAGCUUCUGUGGGGACCUUUGUGGAUGUCAGGAGGGAGAGAAGGGGGAUGAAGAGAAAUUCUAACUCUCCCAGGCUAGCUUUGAUUCGCUGGGUCAUCUUAGCCACUGAGUCAUCAGCUCGUGCUAAGAUUGGCGGCCUAGGGUUGCAGGCUUCCUGACUGCUCCUCCCAGUGGUCAGAGAUUUUUGAAGAAGCCCGUGAGCUUGACACUUCCCAGAGUGGAGGGCAGCAGAGCUACGUGGAGGCAAAGCCAGGAUCUCCUUCUUGCUGAACUCUACACCCCAGGAAGGCUCUGAUCGUCCCCAUUCCAGCCUGAAAGUCUCACUCCGUGAUUUCUAAAAUCCACUGCCUGAUGGCGCAUCUGGUGGCUGGCAUGGGCCACUGCUGUCAGGCUUGGGUUUGGAAAUCUACGUAGUGGAUUCUCUGUUUUAAAAGGAGCAGAGAUGUAGCUACAUGUAGAAUUGAAAUCAACUCUAUCAGUAUGGUGUGUGUGUGUGUGUGUGUAUGGUGUGUGUGUAUGUGUGUGCACAGAUGGACCAUUCCACUUUUAACUCCUAUGUGUGUCUGUGCGUGUAUACAGGUGGACUGUUCCACUUUUAGCUCCUGUGUGUGUCUGUGCGUGUAUACAGGUGGACCGUUCCACUUUUUAGCUCCUAUUGAUGGGCCAAAAGCAAGUGCCUCGUUUCUGUGCCAAAUAUUUGCCUUGGUCUUUGCGGACCUCCUUCGUGGACACACUUGGAUUCAGUGCCUGAUUGGGGGAAUGCGCCUUCAUUCCCUAGAGGCCCUUUGUCUUCCACAGAGGCUUCUAGUGUUUCAGUUACUCAUAUGCAGCUAAAAAUCCAGAUUGGGGUAGCGGUGGGGGUGGGGGGCUGAAGUUUGUGCUUUGGCCAAGAAGUGCCAUGCCCUGUGGUGGUUUAUAUGCAAAUGUGACCCAAAGACCAUAGGCCAGGUUCCUUCUGAUGGAGGGGGGAGAGGGCUUAGUUAGAAAUCAGCAGGCCAGAGCUGAAGCAAGCCUAAUUAAUGGGAGGUGUUAGGGCUUCCCACAGUGGUCAGCAUGGAAAGCAUCCAAGAAGCCUUAUAAAUGUGCUUUGGAAACUGACUGGCCAGGUGUGACCUUUACUCACGUUAAAAGUGGUCAGGGGUAUCAUGGAAUUUGCUCUGAGGAACCGCAGGAAGACAGCUUCACAAGCUGGUAGGCCUUGGUUCUGUCUUCUGCGUGUAGCGUGUAUUGAAUGGAAUAAGAUGAGACGCAACACCAUAGACUAUACUGUGUGCUCAGAAACACUGGGAAAGGGUAUUGUUCAGGCGUCAGUUGGGCACGAAUUAGUACACUAUUCUGGGAGUAAAUUCAGUGAUGCCCCACCACUUUUAAUAGAUAGCCAGGGUCCCGUUAACCUUCUCAUUAAUGGUCUUAUAGUCUCCAGUGUUGGGCUGUACUCAUGUUAGAAGCCACACUGCAUUUAUCCUCAGUGUCAAAGACAUUGUAAUGUUGCCUUAUCUGUUAGCGCAGUCUUCACCAUUCUAUAUUGUAAAGAAUAUAUAUCCAGUAUGUAAAUGAGUGUUCUAUAAACCUUUUGUAUAGGCGUUUUCUCUGCUCUUUAAAUAUCAGCCUUAUUCAGAGUAUAAUAAAAAUUAUGACCUUGGUAA
Messenger RNA from Microtus oregoni (creeping vole), 7593 nucleotides. It is a transcript of the gene Tns3, whose product is annotated as tensin 3. Gene Ontology annotation, molecular function: phosphatase activity; protein binding. The transcript is spliced from 31 exons. The record is from RefSeq and is a predicted model, not a curated record. Lineage: Eukaryota; Metazoa; Chordata; Mammalia; Rodentia; Cricetidae. Gene Ontology annotation, biological process: dephosphorylation. Bases 136 to 4809 code for a protein of 1557 amino acids.